UACUAGCAUAGCAAGAAGUAAAAAAGAAAUAGAAAUAAUUAUCGAUAUAGCAAAGGAGUUCUUUAAAAUAAAUAAUAUAGAAAUCAAUACAAAGAAAUCUGAACUGUUAAUAAUAUAUCUUAAGAACAAAGAGGAUGCAGACAAAGGUUUAAAAUUUGGGCUAAAAGAAAAAAUAGUCCCAAGAAAAAGACCAGAAGAGCUAUCAAGAUAUCUGGAAAUAUAG
Molecule: messenger RNA, 223 nt
Organism: Racocetra persica
Lineage: Eukaryota; Fungi; Glomeromycota; Glomeromycetes; Diversisporales; Gigasporaceae
Source: the annotation of a GenBank genome assembly